Molecule: messenger RNA, 766 nt
Organism: Nicotiana tabacum (common tobacco)
Lineage: Eukaryota; Viridiplantae; Streptophyta; Magnoliopsida; Solanales; Solanaceae
Product: auxin-responsive protein SAUR76-like
Biological process (GO): response to auxin
Source: RefSeq, a predicted model, not a curated record
UCCCUUCAUCUUCUUCUCUUCAAAACCUCUCUUUCCCCUUCAAAAUUUUUCCAUUUUUAACCUUACAACAAUGGCCAAAGGAGGCAAACUAACGAAACUCAAAUCUGUGUUAAAGAAAAUGCAAUCCUUCAAACUCGGCCGCGUAAAUGGCAGCGCCGUCGUAGCCACACAUCACUCUUCUUCCUCCUCCGACGACGAAGAUUCAUUUUCCGAUGAUAAUCACUGCUCCAACAAAAAUGUGUUUCCUGUCUAUGUGGGAAAAUCACGCCGCCGGUACCUCGUAAACUCCGACGUCGUCGACCACCCUCUUUUCCGUGAACUCAUCGAAAAGUCCGGCGAUUCUGAAGAAUAUAUUACAGUUGGAUGUGAAGUUGUUCUCUUUGAACAUUUGCUUUUGAUGCUUGAAAAUGCUGAUCCUCAACCUGAGUCAUUGGAUGAGUUGGUUGAAUUUUACUCUUGCUGAUGUGGAAUAACUGUCAGUAACUGAAAUGAAAAAAUAACUGUGACGUGGACGUGGUAAUUGGAUAUGGCCACCCACUAUCUCUCUCGUAUAUAGUUGUAAAUCUUUCUUUUCUUUUCUUUUUUGGUCAUAUGAUUUCGAUUAAUUAGUAGAGAGAGGGGAAAAAAAAGAAAGAAAGAAAAAAACAUGAUAAAGAGGAUUAAUUAUUAGCACAUUAAACCUAAUGGGUGAUUAUUGUUAUUCAGUCGGUGCAUGUUCCAUUCUUUCUCUGUAAUUUUACCCUUAUCCAUUUUGUCCUUCAAUUUC